This is a messenger RNA of Fusarium sp. VM40, 1002 nucleotides long. The record is from the annotation of a GenBank genome assembly. Lineage: Eukaryota; Fungi; Ascomycota; Sordariomycetes; Hypocreales; Nectriaceae.
AUGUCCAAGUCAUCAUUAGAGACAGUACCCACCGAGGUGCUAUGCAUGAUUGCAGAACAUUUAUCAACAGAGGACCUGAAGAAUUUCAGCCUGGUGAAUUCUGCUGUCCGGAUUGCAACCGCACCAUGUCUGUUCAAAGUACUUCAAGUCGAUUGUCCGCUGCGGGAGGAUCACAACGUGAGGCCUGUGAUUCGCAAAUAUGGCGCAUAUGUUAUGGAAUUGAGAUUGAAUGUUACCUUCUUUCCCAAUAAGGCGGAGGACGGACUUCGUGAUGAGCCACCAAGAGCUUUCCGCGAAUAUAUAGAACGACACUGCUGCAACCAUCCUGACUCAGUCUGGACUCGAAGAGCAGUUGAUGUCCCUAUCAUACACGACCUCAUCCAAUUCAAAGGCUUGCCUGGCUGCAAAUCCCUCACUCUUCGCACCAAAGGCGAUCUUGAUUUCAAACCAUUAGGAUAUGAAGAUUGGGAUGACGAUAGCCGCGGUACUGGCCCCCUCUUCACCUUUUACGAACACGAGGGUUGGGAGGCGGUCUAUAGGAAAGAGCGGAAGUAUUCUUGGCGUGCAGCGCUACGGGACAUGUACCGUGACGUUGCCGCUCUCUCCCCAGCCAGGGAACUCAAAAUCUCGAGCUUUCUCCCUCGCAAGGUCUCGUUCUGGCAGGCAGAUCAGUGGGUUGACUUUUUGGGACGACUGAAAAAGCUUACGCUUCAUCCCUUUGGCAAAGACGGUGGUCAAUGGGAUGCCAAUAUAAUGCCCGGAUAUAAUCAAUUCUUUGCAGAAUUGUCAGGUUGCAUGUUUACUCAUGCAAAAGAACUGCAGCAUCUGGAAAUAGUGGCACAUAAAUCCGGUUUCUUGAGAAGUGGCUCGCUGGUAUUGGAACCUGACACUAUGCCAGCACUACGAGUCCUACAUCUAGAGAACCUGGCGGCCACCUCCAUCCUACCAAACUUCCUCCAAGGCAUACACAAAGAUCUCAGCAAGAUCCAUAUAGUGCAGUGA